AUACAGUAUCUAUAUGAAUGUGUGAAUGUGCUAAUACUAGCUGGUCGUCGUUAUCAGCCAUCAUAGCGUUUUGUAGGCGAUUAGUAAGCUGACGUCGUCGCUGCGUGAAAUUGAAAACAGUUCAUUACUUGGAGCGCGCCCGUUUGGACGACAAACACUCCUCCAAAAACCAAAAAAAAUAUAAAGAAAAAAAUACGAAAUUAUUUAAAGUAAUAUCAAAUUCAUCAACAGAAUGCGUCCAUUUACCGGCAGCGAUUGUUUCAAACCCGUCACCGAGGGUAUCAAUCAUGCCUUUGGAGCCAAAGAGCCUUGGCAAGUGGCCACCAUAACAGCGACCACAGUUUUGGGAGGAGUUUGGAUUUGGACCGUACUCAGCCAGGAUGAAAGCAUUUACUCCCGCGGCAAACGUCAAUUCUUUAAAUUGGCCAAAAAGUUACCCGUCGUUCGCCGUCAGGUGGAAGCCGAGUUGGCCAAGGCUAAAAACGAUUUCGAAACUGAGAUUAAAAAGAGCAACGCUCACCUCACCUAUAAUCUAAGUCUACCCGAGAAGGGUCUGAGCAAGGAGGAGAUUCUGAAACUUGUGGAUGAUCAUCUGCAGUCGGGUCAUUAUAGUUGGCGCGAUGGUCGUGUCUCUGGUGCGGUUUAUGGCUAUAAACCAGAACUGGUGGAGCUUGUCACCGAGGUAUAUGGCAAGGCAUCGUACACAAAUCCCCUGCACGCCGAUCUCUUUCCGGGUGUAUGCAAAAUGGAAGCUGAAGUGGUACGCAUGGCCUGCACUCUGUUCCAUGGUGAUAUUAAUACAUGCGGCACCAUGACAACCGGAGGCACUGAAUCCAUUAUAAUGGCCAUGAAGGCAUAUCGUGAUUAUGCCCGCGAAGAGAAGGGUAUCUAUCAGCCAAAUAUCAUUGUGCCACGCACAAUUCAUGCUGCCUUUGACAAGGGUGGCCAAUACUUUAAUGUCCAUGUCCGCUAUGUGGACGUCGAUCCGGAGACCUAUGAAGUGGAUAUCAAACAAUUCAAACGUGCCAUCAAUAGGAAUACCAUUCUGCUUGUUGGCUCUGCCCCCAAUUUCCCAUAUGGCACAAUGGAUGAUAUUGAAUCAAUUGCCGCUUUGGGUGUUAAAUACAAUAUUCCCGUGCAUGUGGAUGCCUGUCUGGGUAGUUUUGUGGUCGCUCUGGCCCGUAAUGCUGGCUAUCAGAUUCGUCCAUUUGAUUUUGCUGUGAAAGGUGUCACCAGUAUUUCCGCUGAUACCCACAAAUAUGGUUUCGCUCCCAAGGGCUCUUCGGUUAUUUUGUAUUCGGAUAAAAAAUAUAAGGAUCAUCAGUUUACCGUCACCACCGACUGGCCUGGCGGUGUCUAUGGCUCACCGACUGUUAAUGGUUCUCGUGCUGGUGGCAUCAUAGCUGCCUGUUGGGCCACCAUGAUGAGUUUCGGCUACGAUGGUUACUUGGAGGCCACCAAACGCAUUGUGGACACCGCUCGCUACAUUGAGAGAGGUGUGCGCCAAAUCGAUGGAGUUUUUGUCUUUGGCAAGCCUGUGACCUCUGUGGUUGCCAUUGGCUCCACUGUGUUUGAUAUUUUCCGCCUAUCCGAUUCACUCUGCAAGCUGGGAUGGAAUCUGAAUGCCUUGCAGUUCCCAUCCGGCAUUCACAUCUGCGUUACUGAUAUGCACACUAAACCUGGUGUGGCUGAUAAAUUCAUUGCCGAUUUGCGUAGCUGUGUGGCUGAAAUUAUGAAAGAUCCUGGUGUACCUGUUGAGGGUAAAAUGGCAUUAUAUGGCAUGGCUCAAAGUAUACCCGAUCGUUCAGUUAUUGGUGAAGUUACUCGCCUAUUCCUGCAUUCUAUGUACUAUACACCCGAACAGAAAUAAGAACUUACCACCUCGAAGUGAACAAUACCUAAGCAUUUCUAUAUAUAUAUAUAUAUAUUUGUAUAUUUGUAUAUGUAUUUUCCAUACCACCCAAAAACCGAAAAUCCUGUUGUUUGUUAAUCCACCUCUUAAGUAAUACAUUCUAUAUACUAUAUACAACGAAGGUACAAAGCUAAGAAGGAAAAAAAACAAUGCUUUUAGUUAAACAAAUUCAACGUUUUUAAAACGAAUCAUUCGCUUAUUGUUCCAUUUAUAAAUUUGUAAAGUUUUUCUAUAUUCGUACUAUAUCAUGUUAUGUAAAAAUAAAUAAAUUUUUGUAUAAUCGAAA
This is a messenger RNA of Drosophila willistoni, 2198 nucleotides long. RefSeq names its product sphingosine-1-phosphate lyase (gene Sply). Lineage: Eukaryota; Metazoa; Arthropoda; Insecta; Diptera; Drosophilidae. Gene Ontology annotation, cellular component: endoplasmic reticulum. Gene Ontology annotation, biological process: sphingolipid catabolic process; carboxylic acid metabolic process. The transcript is spliced from 5 exons. The record is from RefSeq and is a predicted model, not a curated record. The coding region runs from base 233 to 1870 and encodes 545 amino acids. Gene Ontology annotation, molecular function: sphinganine-1-phosphate aldolase activity; pyridoxal phosphate binding.